UCUUAGUCAACAGACCAAGUCCGGGUAUAAAACGAGGAAAUCUCUGCCAAACUGUUGGCAGCACAGAGGACGGUGAAGGUUGGAAGAAUGCGUGGCAUCUUUGCUAGUUGUGCUCUUGCAGCGGUGCUGCUGGCCGUUACCUCGGCGCACCACGGUGACCACGGUGACCACGGUGACCACGGUGACCACGGUGACCACGGUGACCACGUUCACCCACACAGUGCUGGCCUGACGUGCCACAAGCUUGCCAACCCUCAUGCCAACUUUGGCUUUGCACUCUACAAAAACCUGAAGGCCAAAGCUGCAGCUAGAAAGAACAUCUUCUUCUCACCUCUGGGCAUCGCCACUGCCCUUUCCAUGUUGUCGACGGGAGCCCGCGGUCAAACGCACAAGCAGAUCUUCGCAUCAUUGGGCUACAGCGCUUACAACCAGGUUCAGAUCGACGACGCGUACCACCACCUCCUGCAGAUGCUCAACGAAAACAAGAAGAAUCAGCAGUUGGACGUCGGCAACGCCGUCGCGGUGCGGGCCGGUUUCAGUCCUAAGGAUAAGUUCCUCACGGAUGUCAGGCACUACUACGCCGGUAAGAGCUUCAACGUCGAUUUUACGAAACCUGAAGAGGCCGCGGCUGAGAUCAACAGAUACAUCGCCGGUAAAACACAGGACAAGAUUAAAGAUAUGGUGAAAGACCUGGAUCCAGAUUUGGCCAUGGUGCUGAUCAACUACGUCUACUUCAGAGGACAGUGGGAGAAGCCCUUCGACGGUAACCAGACGCACAAGGCCUUCUUCCAAGUGGAUGCAGACACUAAAGUUGAGGUGGACAUGAUGAGGAAGACCGGACGUUACGACUUCUACCAGGAUGUCAACCACACUACUGUGCUCAGGCUGCCCUACAAGGGCAAUACCUCUAUGCUGAUUGUCCUGCCCGACGAAGGCAAGAUGAAUGAAGUGGAGGCCGCCAUAAAUAAGGACAUCCUUUCAAACUGGCAUGACAAUUUGUUCAGAAAUUCUGUGAGUCUGCACCUCCCGAAAUUCUCCAUCUCCGCCGAUGCCUCGCUGGGUGAAACGCUCGCAGAGUUGGGAAUCAUCGACGCCUUCGGAGACAGAGCUAACUUCGCCGGCAUUUCUGGAGAGGUCAACCUGAAACUGUCAAAGGUGUCUCACCAGGCCGUCCUCAGUGUGGAUGAAACCGGAACGGAGGCAGCAGCUGCCACCACUCUGGAAAUCAUGCCGAUGAGUUUGCCGGAGACGCUGGAACUCAACAGACCUUUCCUGGUCUUCAUCCUGGAGCACUCUACGAGGAGCAUCCUCUUCAUGGGCAAGAUAAACGACCCCACCGCCAUGUGAAGGAGAAAAAGGGUCGGCGUGCCAAGAGAGACUGACGGUUGACAAAACUAAUUUUCUAUCAAGCAACAAGUGACAGAUUUCAUCCUAACUGAAAUUUGAACCUGGCAAGUUGAAGAAUGUCAACGUACAAAUAUAUAUUUAGAGUCCUAGAGCUAGAAGUGGAAAUAUCACAGGGAUCAUCUGGUAACGUGGUGUGUUUGCGAUGACGGUGUUUGAUCAUGAACGGAAAUAAAGGCUUGUCAAGAAGUC
This is a messenger RNA of Cynoglossus semilaevis (tongue sole), 1596 nucleotides long. RefSeq names its product alpha-1-antitrypsin homolog. NCBI's taxonomy places the organism in Eukaryota, Metazoa, Chordata, Actinopteri, Pleuronectiformes, Cynoglossidae. The coding region runs from base 88 to 1347 and encodes 419 amino acids. The record is from RefSeq and is a predicted model, not a curated record. Gene Ontology annotation, molecular function: serine-type endopeptidase inhibitor activity. The transcript has 5 exons.